CAUGGCCAAGCGCAACCUUUCCUUGACCGUCGCACCGCUGACGCUGGUGCCCCCGACCGCGGCCCACAACCUCAAGCCCAAGGCAAACACCAAGCCCGCGGGCCUGACCCUCAACUUGGCUGCCAUGAACCGCUCGCACAGCAUGAGCGACCUCAGCUCCGGCACCGCUUCCAUCGAAGCCUCCCCCACCAUGACUAGCUCCCACAGCUCCUCCAGCCUCUCCUCCCGCCGUGGCUUUGGCCCCCUCAGCGUCAACACCAUCAAGACCCGCCAAGUCGUCAACGACGAAGACCUGCGCGAAGAAGCCUGGACUCCGGAAGAACUCGAUUUCCUCUUCGAGUCCCACACCCCCGACCUUUCCCCUUGAGGCUGGUUCAGUCCAGACCUCUUCAAAUGGCGCUCCCGCCUCCUUCUUCCCAUUGAGCUAUGCCUAUCUCCUUGAGUUGUGCACCUUUGACCGUGUGUCAAAGCCUGAUAUUCUAUACCUUUGACUUGAUUUGAUUUUUUUUUUUUCCUCUUUUUACUUUAAAAAUCUUUAUUAUGCCUGCUUUGCCAGAGGUACGCGGCAAGGAUGAAUGGCCUUGUUUAUAAAUGUGACUGCUGCCAUCCCCGCCCCUCGGCUUCAGCGUGUUUAUUCUUGUUAACCGACAAUGAUUGCCUUCAUGAUGAUAAAAACCUUCUUCCUCGUCUGACUGACCAACUGAUUGACUUGUG
Messenger RNA from Monosiga brevicollis MX1, 714 nucleotides. RefSeq lists its product as uncharacterized. The record is from RefSeq and is a predicted model, not a curated record. NCBI's taxonomy places the organism in Eukaryota, Choanoflagellata, Craspedida, Salpingoecidae. The transcript has a single exon. The coding region runs from base 2 to 367 and encodes 121 amino acids.